AUGGCAGAAGUACUAGCUGAGGAAUUCGAGGUGCUGGAAUCUAUCUAUCCAGACGAGUUGACAAUCAAGGUAUCAUUAAACGUUUCCUAUCCGCCAGAGUAUCCGGAUGUGUAUCCCGAAGUAUCCUUGGAAUCAUUCAAUGAAGGCGGUAACCUGGGAGCCCAGGGCGUUCUGACCGAGGAGGAGGAAAAACGGCUAUUAUCGAGUCUGGAGACGGUCGUAAGUCAGCCCAAGGCCACUCUAUUUGGUCCAUUCUCUAUCAAGGGAAACGAGAAUAUUGGUAUUGCGAUGACCUUUACAUUGGUCUCACAUCUUCGCGAGCAACUAUCCGAAAUUCUAAAAGAAAGAGCGGAGAAGAUUAAACGGGAAGAACAAGAGAAGGAGAGAAAGGCCUUGGAGGCAAGUAACCAAUGCCACCCGGCUUUCAUAAGCUGA
This is a messenger RNA of Acaulospora colombiana, 435 nucleotides long. NCBI's taxonomy places the organism in Eukaryota, Fungi, Glomeromycota, Glomeromycetes, Diversisporales, Acaulosporaceae. The record is from the annotation of a GenBank genome assembly.